AAAAAAAAAACCGCAGUUCUCAUCUCCUCCUCUUCUCUUCCAUUUUGUUUUCUUUUUUUCUCCCAUUAGUUUUUUGGUUGCAACAAACGUAUAUUUCUCGCAUAUCGACCUGUUUCCGAAUCCCUAGUUAGAGAGAUCGGGGAGAAGCUUCUCGGGGGCUCCCAUGGCGUAUCCGUCCUACGGCUCCGGCCCUUUUCGAUCCAGGGAAGGGCUCACGGCGAGGCCAGCGGCGAGCUCGGAGGAGAUCCAGUUGCGGAUCGACCCGAUGCACGGCGAUUUGGACGAGGAGAUCGACGGGCUCCAUCGGAAGAUUCGGCAACUGAAAGGCGUAGCUCAAGAGAUAGAGUCUGAAGCAAAGUACCAGAAUGAUUUUCUAGCUCAACUGCAAAUGACGCUUAUAAAAGCCCAGGCAGGGGUGAAGAACAACAUGAGAAGGCUGAAUAAGAGCAUCAUCCAGCAGGGCUCCAAUCAUGUCGCUUAUGUCAUCCUCUUUGCGCUGAUGUGCUUCUUUGUAGUCUAUCUCCUGUCGAAAUUCUCAAGAAGAUGAGCCGUGAAAAGGCGAGAUUCUGAUAGUGCAUCUUCGUGUCCGCGGGAGCGGAGAGAACUAAGUCCGUGUGUUGACCAUAUAUUAAUGUGUGGUGCUGUAAUUGAAUUCUUAACUGGUAUAGCAUGAUUUUCCAGUUUGCCUGUUCCGAGUAAAAUUGAUCAUUCGGGCCUGCUCCGAGUAAAAUUGAUCAUUCGUAGGCUAUUCA
Molecule: messenger RNA, 752 nt
Organism: Ananas comosus (pineapple)
Lineage: Eukaryota; Viridiplantae; Streptophyta; Magnoliopsida; Poales; Bromeliaceae
Product: bet1-like protein At4g14600
Exons: 4
Coding region: 164-547 (127 amino acids)
Source: RefSeq, a predicted model, not a curated record